Suillus paluster is the source of this 795-nucleotide messenger RNA. RefSeq lists its product as uncharacterized. The transcript has 3 exons. The record is from RefSeq and is a predicted model, not a curated record. Lineage: Eukaryota; Fungi; Basidiomycota; Agaricomycetes; Boletales; Suillaceae. The coding region runs from base 1 to 795 and encodes 264 amino acids.
AUGCCCUCUACCAUUAACGACCAAGCCUUAGCGACACCAACUGUAGCUAUUCCUGUGUCGUCCAGCCCACUCAAUGCUGCGAUACCUGCUUCUCCCUCCCAAGCCGAAAAAGUCCGUGUUAUUUCUAAGCAUACCAUCCCCCAGACUCCCGUUAUACAUCCACUCACUGGCAAGUCUGUACAAUGUACAAGGUCAACUGAAACUCCUAGGGCUAUUGGUGCUCUUUCAAAAUACAUACCCUCCAAGGAUGGAGGGCUCAUGCAACACUUGAACUCGCCAAAUAUCUCAGAGUCGCACCACAGCAUUGCUGCCCAUUUGUCCGCCCUCCAGCCAAACAAGGAUUGUGAUGAUAGCGACGCUAGUACUACUGGUGAUGAAUCCACUGACUCCACCGAACUCAGAGAAGCUAGAGCCAUACUUGUUUUGGACGCCUCCAGAGCACAGCGAGACGUUUGUCUUGCAGAAAAAAGGCUUGCAGACUCCAUCAUCAAGGAGAAUGAUGCACUUGGGAGGCUAUACAGGUUCCAAGCAGGCGAAGCUCAGAAACAGCUCGUGAACGCCAACAUCGGUAUUGGUUAUAUACGCCAUUCCAUCCGCAAGAGUGGCAUCGCAUUAUUGGAGGAAUCAAAGCCCCGAAAACGUCGCCGCACCUCUGAAAGUCAAACUAAUGAUCUGGAUGUUGAACGUUCUCCGAGUCAACCACUGGUAGCCAACCCAGCCACGAUGCCAGAUCCUCUGAUGCUUGAACCUGAGCCCACUUGCAACUAUGACUCGGAGGCCUCUGUCAAAGGUUGA